This is a messenger RNA of Diabrotica virgifera virgifera (western corn rootworm), 3155 nucleotides long. Its product is annotated as pseudouridine-5'-phosphatase. Gene Ontology annotation, molecular function: phosphatase activity. Lineage: Eukaryota; Metazoa; Arthropoda; Insecta; Coleoptera; Chrysomelidae. The record is from RefSeq and is a predicted model, not a curated record. The coding region runs from base 292 to 975 and encodes 227 amino acids. The transcript has 4 exons.
GGAAAUAAGUUAUCAUCCAGGUUUAAUUGUAUCCCUAAAUAAAGAUCAUGAAUGAACCGCACGUGCACGCAUGUGCCUUACCUAGGGGACAAGUGCAAGGUUAAGAAAAUUGAGUGAUUUUUUUAGACCUGGUUUAUAUAUCGUUUUUGUUAUCCUAACAUCAGAUCUGAGAAUUGUGAGUAAUCAAGAGUUAUCGACAAGGUCGUGGAGGGGACAAGAGUUUAUUUUCUACAACAGACUCUGGGAGUUCGUUAAUUCCAGUUUGAUUUCUUAGUGAGAAACUAGCCAAAAAUGCAGUUUAAAAAGGUGACACAUGUUAUUUUCGACAUGGAUGGACUUUUAAUAGAGUCUGAAUCCAUUUAUGACGAAAUUAUUGGUGAUAUUGCCAGAAAUUAUGGUAAAGAAUAUACCGAAGAAUGUAGAGUAAAAGUGCUAGGUUCUCCAGAACUAGAUACGGCUAAAAUAGUUGUAAAAGAAUUAGGAUUACCUAUUACUCCUGAAGAAUUUUUGGUAGUUUACAAGAAAAGGCAAAUUAAAGAUCUUGCACAUCCACCUUUAUUACCUGGCGUUAGAGAACUGGUAAAACACCUUUACAAGAAUGAGAUUCCCAUUGCCGUAGCCACGUCAUCCUCCUUAGAAGCGAUGCAAGUAAAAACCAAAGAUCACCAAGAUGUUUUUAAAUUGUUCCAUCACAUUGUCUGUGGUAGCACGGAUCCAGCUGUUAAACAUGGAAAACCAGCUCCAGAUAUAUUUUUAGUAUGUGCUUCCAGAUUUCCUGAUAAACCUAGUCCUUCUAAAUGUCUCGUUUUUGAAGACGCUCCCAAUGGAAUCCGAGGAGCCCUCAGUGCUGGUAUGCAAGCUGUGAUGGUACCGGCUUCCUAUAUUUCUCAGGAACUUCGAAAACCUGCUACUCUAGUCUUGGAUUCCCUGUCGCAGUUCAAACCGGAGUUGUUCGGUUUACCUGCCAUAGAAUGAUCAAAUUUGUUUUUAGCACAAUUCAUUUAAAUAUUUAUUUAUUUAUUUAUCGAUAUUUUAUGUUUUAUAUAUAGAGGGCGGAAGUGAGUGUAACUGCCAAUUUUUUAAAUAACACUUGCACAAGAUAUUUUACGUCUAGUCCUGUCGCCAGGGGGGUACAACGGCCUCCUUUAUUCAGAUGGACUUACCCUAGUUUUUUUAUGUAUUUUGACCCGUAGAACACGAAUUUUUUGGGUAACAGUUGAUCCGGAUAUCGAUAAGAUUGUUAUAAACAAAGAACUUGAGGAAUUACAUAACGGCGAUUUCUCGCAAAACAAAACAUUUUUUGUAUUUUUUGGGUCGUUCUAAACAAAAAAUGUUCUUGCAAGUUUUUUCGUAGGCUGCAGUUUUCGAGAUAAACGCUGUUGAACUUUCAAAAAAUCGAAAAAUUGCAAUCUUUGAACCGAAUAACUUUUGAUUAAAAAAUAAAAUGGCAAUUCUGCUUACCGCAUUUGAAAGUUCAAGUGAGAUUAUACCGGUUUUGAUUAUUUGCAUUGCUAAAAAUUAAUUUUUUAUUGUUAAACAAAGCUAUAAACACAUAGUGCUUGAGUGUUGUUUUCAAUGCAUCUCUCAUUUAAAAUCGAACGAGUAGGCGCGCCUACAAACAGGCAAUUUCUACGUAGCAUGCGUUAAAACGCAUGCAUUGGACACGGGUCAAAACGCUCAAAUACUAUUUGUUUAUAGCUUUGUUUGACGAUAAAAUAAUUAAUUUUUAGCAAUGCAAAUAAUCAAAACCGGUAUAAUUUGACUUGAACUUUCAAAUGCGUUAAGCAGAAUUACUAUUUUAUUUUUAAUCAAAAGUUAUUCGGGUUCAAAAAAUGCAAUUUUUCGAUUUUUUGAAAGUUUAACCGCGUUUAUCUUGAAAACUAUGCAGCCUACGAUAAAACUUGUAAGAACAUUUUUUGCUUAGAAUGAAGGUAAAUUAAAUGUAAGACCAAAUACUUACGAUGUCGGGAUAGUAUCACGAGGUUUUUUUCCUGGUUUUCCCUCGUGAUUUACUAUGGAAUCUCUAACGCGAGAAUUUUACUGUCAUCGUUGCAUUUGGUUGUCUUUUUGCACAGAUCACAUGCUAUGAUUUUUUUGCGACGGAUAUUCUUGAGUUGGGAUUGAUUUCAUGUAAUCGAAUAAACUAUCUUUUAGUAAAGUCGUCCCAGGAACGCAACUCAUAAAUAUUGGCGAUAUCAUUUUAAAGUCUUCUACUUUAAAAUGUAUAAUAUACGUCUGCAUUGCCAAUAUAAAUGAGUCAGAUUAAAUAAAUUAUUAGAAGAAUUUUUUUACUUAGCAACAAUAUUUUUGUUUAUUUUAAUAGUAUUUUGUAUUUUGACAACGAAACCCGAUUUGGGCUUCGAAACGUUAAUAAAUUCAUUUUUUAGUAAAAUUGUGGCUUAUUUCCCAUAGAAAAUACUUAAUUAUAAAAAUGCCACAAGGAAAUAGCUUCAGAACAACAAUGAACCAGAAUAUAUAAAAAAAAUUUGUUUCGCGAAAAAUCGCUGUUAUGUAGCGAAAAAUCGCUGUUAUGUAAUUCCUCAAAUUCUUUAUUGAUAACAAUCGUAUCGACAUCCGGAUUAACUGUUACCCAAAAAAUUCGUGUUCUACGGCUCAAAAUACAUAAAAAAACUUGGGUAAGUCCUUCUGAAUAAAGAAGGCCGUUGUACCCCCCUGGCGACAGGACUAGUCAAUGUGUUAACGAUUUUGAAUGAUUUAAAUUUUUUACUAUUUAUUAAACACUAAAAAAAAUGCUUACAAAGUUUCUAGUGUUUAAGGUUGACUGGAAAAUAUUUCUGAAAAGUGAUACGUUGAAAAUUAUGUCUUGGAUCUAUUAACCAAUAAAACAGAUGCAGCGUAUUUACAUUUGCAACGUUUUGUUAGUUAAAAAAUCCAAGAAUAUAAAUAAUUAUCAAACUUUUAAUAUGUUACUGUGACAAUCUCUCUUAGCUUUUUAAUUUUUGAUUGUAAAAUUAUGAACACAAGAAAACAGCGCAUAAUGUACUUAUAUCGUCAGUAUUAACUGUUAUCCAUGAUGUUCUCAUGAAAAGUAUUUCCUUGUACAGUUUUUAAAUGUAAUUUUAUCUCUACAAAAAAUUUUGUGGAACUUUAUUUUUUGUAUUUAUACAAAUAAAGGCAAAGCUAUUAUCGUUGCA